Molecule: messenger RNA, 3665 nt
Organism: Oreochromis aureus
Lineage: Eukaryota; Metazoa; Chordata; Actinopteri; Cichliformes; Cichlidae
Product: protein NLRC3-like
Exons: 12
Coding region: 193-3510 (1105 amino acids)
Molecular function (GO): protein binding
Source: RefSeq, a predicted model, not a curated record
UGAACAUACAGGGUGGAUUCGCGAUCUUUGCUGAGUUUUGUGAGUGGGCCUCUGGGACGAGGCUCGUUGUAAUGACUGAAUCCUCGCAGCUGGAAGCUUUUUAAAGGCAGCUGUUCAGUUUCGGUUGCUCACCGGAAAUGAUUGUGAACGGACUGGACAGAAUGAUGACCUGCAGGUCCACGAGGAGCCACCAUGAGUCCGCCCAUCGUAUUUGACAGACAACCUUCUGAAAACAUGAUGUUUUACCAGAGGUCAGUUUCUCCUGAAGCAGAUUCUGGAGUCAGCUGUUUGUCUUUGAAGAGUAAUGAGUCAAAGGCUGAACCUCUCCUUUUUAAAGAAGGCUUUUGCUGUGCUGAGCACAGGAUCCAUCACAGAUCAUCUGAGGCUGAGUCUAAACUCAGCUGUUUGUCCUUGAAGAGCAACGAGUCAAAGUCUGACCCUCUGCUGUUUAAACCAGGAGUCUGCUGUCCUGAUCCCGGCCUGAGCGUGGACCAGCAGACCUCAGGAGCUCCUCAAGGCCGGUCUGCCCAGGAUCAUCAAACACACCUGGACUCCAUAUUUAUGCUGCUGGAGGACAACAUCAUCGCUUUUGUGAAGAGUGAGCUGAAAAAGAUACAGAAGGUUCUGAAUCCAGAUUACCCACAAUGCUUAGAGAGUCAAAGAGAGGUUGAUGAGUUGUUGGAGGGUGAGGAUGAAGAGGAGAGGAAGAGAAGUAGAGAAGCAUUUCUGAAGAUCACACUGCACUUCCUGAGGAGAAUGAAGAAGGAGAGGCUCGCUGACUGUUUGCAGUGCAAAUCUCCUUCCAUGUGCCAGCAGAAUCUCAAAUCUACUCUGAAAAAGAAGUUCCAGUGUGUGUUUGAGGGGAUCGCUAAAGCAGGAAAUCCAACCCUUUUGAAUCAGAUCUACACAGAGCUCCACAUCACAGAGGGAGGGACUGCAGAGGUCAAUGAUGAACAUGAGGUCAGACAGAUUGAAAAAAAUUCCAGAAAACCAGACAGACCAGAAGCAACAAUUAGACAAGAAGAUAUUUUUAAAGGCUUGCCUGGAAAAGAGGAACCAAAAAUAGUGCUGACAAAGGGAGUGGCUGGCAUUGGGAAAACAGUCUUAACACAGAAGUUCAUUCUGGACUGGGCUGAAGGCAAAGCCAACCAGGACAUUCAGUUCAUAUUUCCAUUCACUUUCAGAGAGCUGAAUGUGCUGAAAGAGGAAAAGUUCAGCUUGGUGGAACUUGUUCAUCACUUCUUUACUGAAACCAAAGAUGCAGGAAUCUGCAGGUUUGAAGACUUCCAGGUUGCGUUCAUCUUUGAUGGUCUGGAUGAGUGUCGACUUCCUCUGGACUUUAACAAUGCAGACAUCCUAACUGACCCUAGAAAGUCCACCUCAGUGGAAGUGCUGCUGACAAACCUUAUAAGAGGGAAACUGCUUCCUUCUGUUCACCUCUGGAUAACCACACGACCUGCAGCAGCCAAUCAGAUUCCUUCUGACUGUGUUAACAUUCUGACAGAGGUCAGAGGGUUCACUGACCCUCAGAAGGAACAGUACUUCAAGAAGAGGUUCCCAGAUGACAAGCUAGCAGAUAAAGUUCUCUCACAUAUAAAGACAUCACGAAGUAUUCACAUCAUGUGCCACAUCCCAGUCUUCUGCUGGAUCACUGCUACAGUUCUGGAGGAUGUGCUAAAAACCAGAGGGGGAGGAGAGCUGCCCAAGAACUUGACUGAGAUGUACAUUCACUUCCUGGUGGUUCAGACAAAACUGAGAAACAUUAAGUAUAAUCAAUAUAGUAAAUCUGAACCAGAUAAACACUGGAGUCCAGAGAGCAGGAAGAUGAUUGAGUCUCUGGGAAAACUGGCUUUUAAUGAGCUGCAGAAAGGAAACCUGAUGUUCUAUGAAUCAGACCUGACAGAGUGUGGCAUCGAUAUUAAAGAAGCCUCAGUGUACUCAGGAGUGUUCACACAGAUCUUUAGAGAGGAGAGAGGACUGUACCAGGACAAGGUGUUCUGCUUCGUCCAUCUUAGUGUUCAGGAGUUUCUGGCUGCUCUUCAUGUCCAUCUGACCUUUAUUAAGUCUGGUAUCAAUCUGAUGGAAGAACAACAAUCAACUUUCCAAAGAGAAAAAGGGUUUUACCAGUGUGGUGUGGAUAAGGCUUUAGAGAGUCCAAAUGGGCACCUGGACUUGUUUCUUCGAUUCCUUUUCGGUCUGUCACUGCAGAGCAAUCAGAUUCUCCUUCGAGGUCUGCUGACACAACCAGGAAGUGGCUCACAGACCAAAGAGGAAACUGUCCAGUACAUCAAGAUGAAGAUCGAGGAAAUCCCUUGUCCAGAGAAAAGCAUCAACCUGUUCCACUGUCUGAAUGAACUGAAUGAUCGUUCUCUAGUGGAAGAGAUCCAAAAGUCCCUGAGAUCGGGAAGUCUCUCCACAGAUAAACUAUCUUCUGCUCAGUGGUCAGCUCUGGUCUUCAUCUUACUGUCAUCAGAAGAAGAUCUAGAUGUGUUUGACCUGAAAAAAUACUCUGCUUCUGAGGUUGCAUUUCUGAGGCUGCUACCAGUGGUCAAGGCCUCUAAGAAAGCUCUACUGAGUGGCUGUAACCUUACAGAGCGAAGUUGUGACGCUCUGUCCACAAUUCUCAGCUCUCCAUCCUGUAGACUCAGAGAGCUGGACUUGAGUAACAACGACCUGCAGGACGAAGGAGUGAAGGCACUGUCCAGAGGUCUGGAAAGUCCAUAUUGCGCCCUGGAAACUCUUGGGUUGACAGGCUGCAUGAUCACGCAUGAAGGGUGCAUUGCUCUGGCCUCAGCUCUGAACUCCAACCCCUCCUCCCAUCUGAGAGAGGUGGACCUGUCCUACAAUCACCCUGGAGACACAGGAGUGAAACUUCUGGCUACUGAGUUGAAUGAUCCACACUGGAGAAUAGAAAAUCUCAGAGCUGACCCAGUUGGAAUCGAGUGGUUAAAAUCAAGUCUGAGGAAGUAUUUCUGUGAAUUCACGCUGGACCCAAACACAGCUCACAAAUUCCUCAAAUUAUCCGAAAGCAACAAAAAAGUGACAGACCUGAGAAAGGAGCACCCGUAUCCUGACCACCCAGAGAGAUUUGAUUACUGGCCUCAGGUGCUGUGUGAAAAUGGUGUGACUGGUCGCUGUUACUGGGAGGUCGAGUGGGUUGGAAAGGUUUAUAUUGCAGUAAGCUACAGAGGGAUCGUAAGGAAUGGAGACAGUGAUGCCUCAAAAUUUGGAGGCAAUGAGCAGUCCUGGUGUCUGACCUGCACUGAUGGAGGGUAUAGCGCCUGGCACAACAACAGCGGGACUCCCAUUACAGUAACGUCAUUAUCUGAUGUCUCUAACAGAGUAGCAGUGUAUGUGGACUGUCCUGCUGGCACUCUGUCCUUCUACAGAGUCUCCUCUGACACUCUGAUCCACCUCCACACCUUCAACACCACUUUCACCGAAACUCUUUAUCCUGGGUUUGGUUAUGGGGUGAAGUUUAACUCAUCAGCCUUUCUGUGCACACUGUAGACCAGAAGCAUGGACAGAAAUCUUACUGGUUCCAUUAAUAAUAAUAAUAAUGAUAAUGCAUUGGAUUUAUAUAGCGCUUUUCAAGGCACCCAAAGCACUUUACAAUGACAUUAUUCAUUCACGCUCACAUUCACACACUGGUGGAGACAAGCUAC